Molecule: messenger RNA, 3735 nt
Organism: Penicillium canariense
Lineage: Eukaryota; Fungi; Ascomycota; Eurotiomycetes; Eurotiales; Aspergillaceae
Exons: 5
Coding region: 1-3735 (1244 amino acids)
Molecular function (GO): hydrolase activity, acting on ester bonds; protein binding
Source: RefSeq, a predicted model, not a curated record
AUGGGGUUCUGGAUGAAAAGCUUCUUCUGGACCCUUAUUUCCGCCAUCUGCUUAUUUCAGUGGCUUAUGUCUCCUCUUUCGCCAGUGAUUACUCGACUUCGGAGCGACCACGCUCCAAGGCAACCAUUUGGCAUUGUUCAAGUGGACGGGUUUGGGUCAGAUGGUAGAGAGAAUGGGAUUGAUAUUGUCUUUGUACACGGACUUGGGUCCAACCCAGAUACAACCUGGUCUCUGCCGGUGGAGGAUGACAAACAGAGCGGAAAUGAGUCUUCAGUCCGCUGGAUCAGGGAUUUUCUCCCUGAUGAUAUCUUGCCAACACAUCGUGACAAUAUUCGAGUCUUUUAUUACAACCACGACACCUACUUUUGGAGAGAUGCGCCUCAGUCUGACCUGGAGACGCUGGCCUUGGCCAUGUUGAGCCGCAUAAAAAGCCAAAUCCGGAGAAACGAACAAGAAUGGAACCGAAAGCUGAUCUUGGUUGGUCACAGUUAUGGGGGCCUCAUAAUUAAACAAGCCAUAGUGGAAGCUGCUAAAAAUGAGCGCUUUCUGCAUAUUGCGCAGAAUACCAAAGCUUUGGUCUUUCUGGGCACACCUCACCGUGGCUCAAAGUCUGCCAAUCUUUUUGCGCCAAUUGCAUCGGCACUCACACCCAUAGGUUCAAAUUCCAAGAUCCUGAAGGACCUGGCAUAUGAUAGCCCACACCUCUUGGGUCUACACACCGACUUUCUGAGGGUCACUCGGCAGAUGCGAGUUGUCAAUUUUUACGAGGAGCGGAAAUCGUCCACCAAAAUUGGUCCUGUCAAGUUAUUUGUUGAGUUUGUUGUUGAAGUACAGUCCGCAACCUUCACUACUGGCUCUGAUAGAAGUGUGGAAAACAUUCCACUGCCGCUUGAUCAUUUCAAGAUAGUCAGGUUCAAUAAGAGGGACUCAAACUACCACAUCAUCAAAGACAAGCUGAACGAGCUCAUUUUGCUACCGUUGGAGGUGAAGCAAGCUCGAUAUUUUUCGGUUCCUCUAAGCACUGUUCACACUUACACAGAAAGGGAGACAAUAUCUGCUGAAAUAGAACGCAAGCUUCGCAUAAGGCACGAAAAAAGCAGCGUCCCUUACGCCAUUGCAGUCCAUGGUCUUGGUGGGACUGGCAAGUCGCAACUUGCUCUGAGAUACAUUGACCAACACAAACAUGAGUUUAAUGCUGUCAUGUGGAUUGAUGGAAAAGAUAAUGAAUCCACACUCUCAAGUUAUACGGAAUUUGCUGUCCAAAUUGGAUUAUCACUGCAAACAAACUCCCACUGGUCGGAAUCUACAAAGCAGGGAGUAAUUCAAUUGGUCAAUGCUUGGUUUGAAGAUCAGUCAGAGCCCGACCAGAAGUGGCUAGUUGUCGUCGACAAUGCAGAUGAUGUCCGAUGGGGCCUCAAGAAGCUUUUACCCAGAGGGAUUAGAGGCAGUAUUAUCAUCACGAGCCAGGACUCUAAGUCUCGGGGUCUUGUUGAUGGGCUCUGCGAAGAUGUUCAUGUUGGUGUCAUGGAAUUACACGAGGCCAGGCUCCUGCUGUUGAACCACCUUGAAUGGUUGUCAGACGAUCUAUCCGACGUCGUUCGGCAAGAGUGUGAUACCUUGGUACAACGUCUAGGUCUUCUAGCUCUCGCAACGGACUUGGCAGGCGCAUACAUCAAGUAUGAUGACUCUCCAAAUCAUCAAUCGUUAAAGCAAUACAUUAAAAACCUCGAUCGGCACGAAGAUGAACUGCUGCAGAACGAUGACUUCGUCGGGCUUUCAUUUACUGACAAAACAGUCUGGACCGUCUGGAGUACUACUCUGUCGAAGAUUGACUCCCUCAACUAUGCGAUCAAGCCUUCUUUCUUGCUGGCAUUUCUUGCGCAUUUUAGAGGGCUGAUUGUGCAACACGAUAUUUUUCGGCUCGCCAGUCUUCAGCUACACAGCGAGCCUACAACAAUCUGGCAAGAGAGACUACUACCUGCCGAACUAAAGAGCCUUUUCACGGUGAAAAACAAUGAGUGGGACCCCUUUUACUACGAACAAGCCCUUGAGCCUUUGACGCGCUUUCAUCUGGUGGGAAAGACUGAAGGUGCCCGCCCUGGCGUGGCAAUGCACAAUCUGGUGAAAUGGCGAGCUCUCAAAUAUGAGAUUGGACUUCCUUGGAAGAUCUGGAAUAUAAAGAUGAUUGAAAAAGCUUAUCGUCAUACCCAGUAUCUGGGCUCCGAGUUUCUGUACCUGGUUGAUCAUUUUCCCAGCAUUGACGACAUUUGCCGUCUCACCGGCCCUGAUCCAUUGGGAACAUUCGCAUACCGACGCCUAUUUGGGCAUAUCUAUCUUCACCUGGGACGAUGGGAAAAUGCCGAAACGAUCUUAGUUUCAGGCCUAACAUAUCUGCAACAAGCUUGUCUUGGGGAUCAUCAGUGUGGCGAAGACCCGGGGCUGUGGAAUGGUUACCAGGCUAGUUUUAUCGACGGCAUUGUCACAGCCCGAAGGAAACAAGGGCAUCUCGAUGAGGCCAAAGAACUUGGGGAAGUACUCUUGGCAGACUGUACGAGAGUCCUCGGAGAGACCAAUCCCAUCACGCUUUGUGUCAUGAACAACCUCGCAGUGACUUAUCAUGAACUGAACAUGUAUGACUUGGCCGAAAAGCUCCACGCUGAUCUUUCGAGAAUCUUUCAACAAAAUCCACAAUUACAUCAAUCGAUAAAUCCAGGGACAGUCAUCAACGGGGCAGCAGCCUUUGGGGAUCGGUCAGACCAGAGUGGGUCAAUCUUGGCCAACAAGAGAAAUCUGGCACAUACCUAUAUGCUCCGUGGCAAGGUCAAAGAAGCUCAAUCUCUCCUCGAGGAUUCACUCGACGAGAGUUUAUUAUCGCAUGGCCGCAUGCAUCAUCUUACUGUGAAUAUUAUGUACACUCUAGGCUACGUGUACAGGAUCCAAGGCCACCUUGAAGAGGCUGAGAAGAACCUUUUUUCGGCUUUGGAGUUAGGGAAGAAAUUAAACGGGCCAAACCACCACCUCACGUUUGAUACAACUUGGUCUCUUACUCGAACCUACAUGCUACAAGAACGAUAUGAGAAAGCCGAGCCACUGGCUCAGUCGUUAUUGACAGCAUACGAGGAAUCCCCUCAUGGGGAAGAGUCAAUGAUAGCUUCCUCUCAGAUGCUGCUUGCGGUUAUUUAUGAUAGGCUGGGAAAGCUACAAGAAGCCGAGAAGCUGCUGGUCGCAGUGGUCGAAUACCACGAGGGGUCCAAGAAUGCUGACCCGGCAGAUCUCACGGAGGCGAGGAUAUUCCUGUCUAGCAUAUUGUUUGAGCUAGACCGUCCCCAGGCAGCCAUCUAUUCGCUGGCUACCAAAAGUCAAGACAGUGACUGGAGAAGCCCGGAUUUUGGUGCACCUAAUUGGGUGCUGAAUUUAUCGUCUCUUUACCUACGUCGCGGCCGGCUACGCGCCUCUGAAAAGCUCUUGGCACCGGUGCUCGAAGCUGACAGUAAUUAUACUGGACUGGACGCUGUACGGUUGAUGAUUCAGCUAGUGAAGACGCAUGCCCUGCAGAGAAAUUGGCAAAAGGCGCAUGAUGUAGGUGUUCAGGCACUCAAAACCAGCAAGAUGGUUCCAGGGCCUCCUGAUCAGGAUGUCCUUACUUUGAUGAAAGAUCUGGAAGGGAUCUACUGGGCACAACAUCAUGUUUGUACAGAGGCGGGGAUAGAUUUCACGAACGCAUGGCGUCAAUAA